AUGGUGAAAGCUUUUGAUGGCUCGAGGAAGGAUGUCCUUGGAGAGGUGGUUCUACCUAUCACAGUUGGGCCACAAGUUUUCCAAGUUAAUUUUCAAGUCAUGGACAUUCAAGCUUCGUAUAGUUGCCUACUGGGUCGACCCUGGAUUCACGAGGCAGGGGCUGUCACAUCCACGCUGCAUCAAAAGCUGAAGUUUGUGAAGAAUAGGAAGCUAGUAACUGUAAACGGUGAAGAGGCUUUAUUGGUGAGUCAUCUGUCAUCUUUCUCUUUCAUUGGGGCAGACGAUGUCGAAGGGACACCUUUUCAAGGGUUUACUAUAGAAGAUAAGAAUACCAAGAGGAAUGAAGCCUCUAUCUCGUCUUUAAGAGAUGCUCAGAAGGAAGAAGAAAAUGAAAAGAUCCCUGACGAAAUCUCCCGACUACUCGAACAAGAGAGGAAGACCAUUCAGCCUUAUGGGGACGAACUAGAAGUGAUUAACUUGGGCACCAAAGAAGACAAGAAAGAAAUCAAGGUUGGGGCAUCGCUCGAAACAAGUGUUAAAAAGCAAGUAAUAGAGCUCCUCAAAGAAUAUGUUGAUGUGUUUGCCUGGUCCUACCAAGAUAUGCCGGGUCUAGACACUGAUAUCGUGGUGCAUCACCUACCAUUGAAACCUGAGUGUCCGCCAGUCAAACAAAAGUUGAGAAGAACACGUCCUGACAUGGCUCUCAAAAUCAAAGAAGAGGUACAGAAACAGAUCGACGCUGGUUUCCUCAUCACAUCAAAUUACCCCCAAUGGUUAGCUAACAUAGUGCCUGUUCCAAAGAAAGAUGGUAAGGUCAGAAUGUGUGUUGACUACCGUGAUUUAAACAAAGCUAGCCCGAAAGACGACUUUCCUCUACCUCAUAUUGACGUGUUGGUUGACAGUACUGCAAAGUCUAAAGUCUUCUCAUUCAUGGAUGGAUUCUCCGGUUAUAAUCAAAUCAAGAUGGCACCCGAAGAUAGAGAGAAAACAUCAUUUAUUACACCUUGGGGUACUUUUUGUUACAAAGUAAUGCCGUUCGGUUUAAUCAAUGCAGGAGCUACUUAUCAGAGGGGUAUGACUACUCUUUUCCACGAUAUGAUACAUAAAGAGAUCGAGGUCUAUGUGGAUGAUAUGAUAGUCAAGUCGAUUACUGAAGAAGACCAUGUCAAGUAUCUACAGAAGAUGUUCCAGCGCCUGAGGAAGUACAAACUUCGUCUAAAUCCCAACAAAUGCACUUUUGGUGUCAGAUCCGGAAAGCUUCUAGGCUUCAUUGUCAGCCAAAAAGGCAUCGAAGUAGAUCCUGACAAAGUCAAAGCCAUCAGAGAGAUGCCUGCUCCGAGAACAGAAAAAGAAGUAAGGGGUUUUCUUGGACGACUAAAUUACAUCUCCCGGUUCAUUUCUCAUAUGACUGCAACUUGUGGGCCGAUAUUCAAACUACUCCGCAAAGAACAAGGUAUUGUGUGGACCGAAGAUUGCCAGAAGGCUUUUGACAGCAUAAAGAAGUACUUGCUAGAACCACCGAUUCUCAUCCCUCCAGUUGAAGGAAGACCUUUGAUCAUGUACCUAACGGUGCUAGAAAAUUCCAUGGGUUGUGUGGUCGGACAACAAGAUGAAACCGGAAGAAAAGAGCACGCCAUUUAUUAUUUAAGCAAGAAGUUUACUGAAUGUGAAUCUCACUACUCCAUGCUCGAGAAGACAUGUUGUGCUCUAGCCUGGGCUGCCAAACGCCUCCGUCAUUAUAUGAUUAAUCACACUACUUGGCUGGUAUCUAAAAUGGAUCCAAUCAAGUACAUAUUUGAGAAGCCCGCUUUGACAGGAAGGAUUGCACGGUGGCAGAUGCUACUAUCUGAAUAUGAUAUCGAGUACCGUUCCCAAAAGGCAAUUAAAGGCAGUAUUCUUGCUGAUCACUUGGCUCACCAACCGCUUGAGGACUAUCAACCUAUCAAGUUUGACUUUCCUGAUGAAGAGUUUAUGUAUCUAAAGAUGAAAGAUUGCGACGAGCCACUAUUCGGAGAAGGUCCUGAUCCAGAUUCAGUGUGGGGAUUGAUAUUUGAUGGGGUUGUCAAUGUAUACGGCAACGGCAUAGGGGCAGUACUCCUUACUCCUAAAGGUGCUCACAUCCCUUUCACAGCAAGACUCCGGUUUGACUGCACGAACAACAUCGCUGAAUAUGAAGCCUGCAUCAUGGGUAUUGAAGAAGCCAUUGAUCUAAGAAUCAAGAACAUCGAAAUAUAUGGAGAUUCAGCUCUUGUAAUCAACCAGAUCAAAGGAAAAUGGGAAACUCUUCACGCAGGACUAAUACCUUAUCGAGACUAUGCAAGACGUUUACUGACCUUCUUCAACAAAGUGGAAUUACAUCAUAUCCCUCGGGAUGAGAAUCAGAUGGCUGAUGCCUUGGCUACUUUGUCUUCAAUGAUCAAGGUGAAUCAUCACAAUGACGUGCCACUAAUCAGUGUCAAAUUCCUUGAUAGACCCGCUUAUGUGUUUGCCGCUGAAGCAGUUUUCGACGAUAAACCUUGGUUUCAUGAUAUUAAGGUGUUUCUCCAAACUCGAGAGUAUCCUCCUGGAGCAUCCAACAAAGAUAAGAAGACUCUAAGAAGAUUAUCUAGUAAUUUCUUCCUGAAUGGGGACAUCUUGUACAAAAGAAACUUUGACACAGUCUUGCUCAGAUGUGUAGACAAAUAUGAAGCUGAUUUAUUGAUACAUGAAAUACACGAAGGAUCCUUCGGAAUUCAUCCUAAUGGGCACACAAUGGCUAAAAAGAUAUUGCGAGCAGGCUACUACUGGAUGACAAUGGAAUCAGAUUGCUACAAGCAUACCAGAAAGUGUCACAAGUGUCAGAUAUACGCCGACAAGAUUCAUGUGCCGCCAACUACACUCAAUUUACUUUCCUCUCCGUGGCCUUUCUCUAUGUGGGGCAUUGACAUGAUCGGAAGGAUUGAGCCCAAAGCUUCAAAUGGACACCGUUUCAUCCUAGUGGCUAUUGACUACUUCACUAAGUGGGUUGAGGCCGCAUCGUAUGCUAAUGUGACCAAGCAAGUGGUGGUCAAAUUUAUCAAGAAUCAUAUCAUUUGUCGUUAUGGCAUCCCCAACCGGAUCAUCACCGACAACGGAACAAAUCUAAACAACAAGAUGAUGAAAGAAUUGUGUGAUGAUUUCAAGAUCGAGCACCAUAACUCUUCACCUUACAGACCUCAAAUGAAUGGGGCAACUCCUUUCUCCCUGGUAUAUGGCAUGGAGGCAGUACUUCCUGUAGAAGUCGAAAUUCCAUCAUUGAGAGUCCUAAUGGAGGCUGACUUAUCAGAAGCUGAAUGGGUUCAGAAUAGAUACGACCAGUUGAAUCUAAUUGAAGAAAAGCGCAUGACAGCCCUAUGUCACGGACAAUUAUAUCAAAAAAGGAUGAAGCAGGCCUUUGACAAGAAAGUUCGUCCCCGUGAGUUUAAAGAAGGUGAUCUUGUGCUCAAAAAGAUUUUCUCUUUCCGACCAGACUCCCGAGGCAAGUGGGCUCCUAAUUAUGAAGGUCCGUAUGUUGUUAAGAAAGCCUUCUCAGGUGGUGCCAUGACUCUACAAACCAUGGACGGUGAAGAACUUCCACAACCUAUACAGCUUGGCACUCGGGAGUAA
This is a messenger RNA of Medicago truncatula (barrel medic), 3624 nucleotides long. RefSeq lists its product as uncharacterized. Lineage: Eukaryota; Viridiplantae; Streptophyta; Magnoliopsida; Fabales; Fabaceae. Gene Ontology annotation, biological process: DNA integration. The record is from RefSeq and is a predicted model, not a curated record. The transcript has 4 exons. Gene Ontology annotation, molecular function: RNA-DNA hybrid ribonuclease activity; nucleic acid binding. Bases 1 to 3624 code for a protein of 1207 amino acids.